AUGUCAUCUGUCAAGACUCGCUUGUCGAGUCUACUGGGCCACUUUGCAUCCCCCGAAGCUAAGGACCCUGCUCCGCAACAUCGCAUCAACUACCAUACGCUCUCGCCCACAUUCUUCUUGCCCCGUGCUGCGGCAAUUGAACCUGAUGCUGAAGCCAUCUACCAUGUCACUGCAAACAAUCAGGUUCUGCGGAGGACAUACAUAGAGACUGCAGAUCGUACUAGAGGCCUUGCUUACUAUCUCAAGAAGCAUGGGUUCAAGCGGGUUGGCAUUUUGUGUCCGAACACCCCUGCCUUCCUGGAGUCUAUUUUUGGGAUAGCUGCUGCUGGAGCAGUCAACAUUGCCGUUAAUUACCGACUCAAGGAAGAUGACAUCGCCUAUAUCUUCACGCACUCGGAUGCCGAGGUCAUCAUUGUGGACAAAGAAUACCUACCACUGCUUCAGGCAUACCGAGCGGCAAAGCCAGACAUUCCCGUCAUAGUCGACACGGAUACGGAUGCUACAGAAGGCCAACUCUCCGGUCCUUUCGAUGAGGCUGUGUUACAAGGUCUCAAGUAUGACGCUGACGCAGGCGCAAAGGGCUGGGAUGGGCUGGAAAGCCAGGCUGCUUCCGAGGACGAUGUCAUUGCGCUGGCUUAUACCAGUGGCACAACAGCCCGCCCCAAAGGCGUCGAGUUCUCUCACCGCGGCUGCUACCUAGCUGCCUUGGCCAACGUGAUCGAGUCUGGCCUGAAUUUGCGACAAGGCCGCUGCCGUUAUCUAUGGACUUUACCUAUGUUUCAUGCAAUGGGCUGGACAUUUCCCUGGGCAGUGACCGCCGUCCGUGGCACCCAUUACUGCCUGCGAAAGAUCGACUAUCCGGAGAUUUGGAGAUUGCUGAAGCAAGAGCACAUCACCCAUUUCAACGCGGCUCCCACGGUGAAUACGUUGCUUUGUGCUGCCAAAGAGGCCGAGCGACUUCCGCGGCCAGUCCAAGUCACCGUAGCGGCCAGCCCCCCGACCCCACAUCUUUUUGAGCAAAUGACCAACCUGAACUUGCACCCAGUGCAUGUGUACGGGAUGACGGAGACAUAUGGGCCGAUUACCAAAGGGUACUACAUGCCUCAAUGGGAUCAACUGCCGGCGCAAGAGAAAUACAAGAAGAUGGCAAGACAAGGACAUGGCUUCUUGACUAGUUUGCCCGUUCGAGUCAUCAAGACGGAUGUUCCAGAAGGAACCAUUAUUGACGUCCAGCGGGACGGCAAAGAGAUAGGAGAGAUCGCCUUUGUUGGCAACAUCUGCUCCCGGGGCUACUACAAAGACAUCGAGGCCACACGGAAGCUCUUCGCUGGGGGCGUCUUGCACUCCGGAGAUCUGGCGGUUUGGCACCCAGACGGAGCCGUCCAAAUCUUGGAUCGAGCAAAGGACAUCAUCAUCAGCGGAGGCGAGAACAUAUCAUCCGUCGCUCUCGAGUCGAUGCUCGUUACCCAUCCCGACAUCCUCGAAGCCGGUGUGGUGGCGGUCCCAGACGCACAUUGGGGGGAGCGACCCAAGGCAUUUGUGACUGUGAAGCAGGGAAAGCAGGUCGAUGGAAAAGAAGUGAUCGCGUGGGCCAAAAAUCACAGUGCGAUCAGCAAGUUCAUGGUCCCUCGGGAGGUGGAAGUGGUGGCGGAGCUUCCCAAGACGAGUACUGGGAAGGUGAGGAAGAAUGUCCUUCGAGAAUGGGCAAAAGGGGGGAGUCGAACAUGA
This is a messenger RNA of Aspergillus viridinutans, 1728 nucleotides long. RefSeq names its product putative AMP-binding domain protein. The record is from RefSeq and is a predicted model, not a curated record. Bases 1 to 1728 code for a protein of 575 amino acids. The transcript is spliced from 5 exons. NCBI's taxonomy places the organism in Eukaryota, Fungi, Ascomycota, Eurotiomycetes, Eurotiales, Aspergillaceae.